AAAAGGUCAAAAUGCGUGCGACCACGAGGGACUGGGACUGGGCCUGCAGCGCCCCGGUGGUUCAGUGCGACGACCCAACAAGUAGUCCGCCAUUGCCACCACAUGCGAAGAGACCUUUCCUUGUGGAGUUCAUGUUGGCGGGUAGUGCGACAGCGUUGGCCACGAUUGCGUCGAAUCCGAUGGAGGUGGUUAAGACGCGAAUGCAAUUGCAGGGCGAACUCGCUGGUAAAAAUGACCGUCUAGCGUACCGUAGCUUUCGGCAUGCGCUCUACAUGAUUGGCAAGACGGAAGGCAUCCGCGGGCUUCAAAGUGGCCUCGUGGCUGGCAUGGCGUACAACGUGGUCAUGAACGGCGUCCGUCUCGGCGGGUUUGGGAAAUUGCAACAAGCUGUGGGGGCCACCAACCCCUCGGACCCGACAUACUUCCUUCGGAAUGCUAUGGCCGGCGCCAUGUCCGGCUCCAUUGCAGCUGUGUUUGGAAGCCCAUUCUUCCUUGUCAAGGCUCGUUUGCAAGGCCAACAACGCAACCCCAUCGUCCGCACGCCCUUGAGGCACAACUCGACACACCAUUACUCUAGCAUGAUGGAUGGAUUCCGUCAAAUUGUGCGCACCGAAGGUCCCUAUGGUUUGUGGCGGGGGACUCGCAGCCAAAUGGCUCGAUUAGCUGUCGGCACAGCCGCUCAAUUGUCGACGUAUACAUCGUCCAAGCACGCCGUGCAAACCUGGAUGCAGUUGCCAGAUGGAGUGUGGGCUCACAUUGGAGCUGCGGCCGUUAGCGGCUUGGUCGUCACAACAUGCAUGCAUCCGUUCGACGUGGUGGCGACGCGGCUGUCCAACCAGCCUGUUGUAGCUGGUCGGGGCCAGCUAUACAGCGGGGUGGUGGACUGCUUGCGAAAGAUAUGGGCGACUGAAGGCCUGCGGGGGCUAUGCAAAGGAUGGACCGCCCACUACUUUCGCGUGGGGCCGCACACGAUGUUCACGUUCGUGCUGUGGGAACAGCUGCAGCGACUCGCCCACGAGAUCGCGGGGCUGUAGCUGACUACACUCUCUCCACCACGUUGACACUAUUGAUUUACAGUUAAAAUAACCAAGAGAUCUAUUUAAUUCCUGCACAAUUGCUUCAGCAGCCGCCUCAGUUUGCGCGCCGUGGCCACGUGGGGCUGUCGCAUCAACUCGACAAACUCGUUCUUGACUGUAAUCGCUACCCCUGGUUUGGGAAACGCUGCAUCUGACGUCAACACUUGGGUGGUCCAGAGCUCCAGUUGCACGGGCUCGAACGCACGCCCCGCGUGCAGAAAUGUUUCCGCGACGGCAUCCAUGGUGUCAUCCAAGACGGCGGUCGGUCCAAGGCGGGUGGUGGCGGCAAAGAGGCGCUGGAAGAACGCUGGCAUGCGUGGCACGACGUACGACCAGACGUCGUGGUGGAACGAAUUUGGGGGAUGCAUGAUUGCCUUAUUGGAUGACGAUGAGGCUGCAGCCAGAUGAGCCCACUGCCACGACGCUUGAAAGAACCGAAACAGACUCGGGUUCGCACACCCGAGGCUCAACGCUUCGGUGGCGAACGCGAAGAAGAACUCGAAGCACGCCGCUCGACCAAACAACCACGGGGCACUCGUCCCCCCGAUGAUGACAAAGUCAAACACCCCCGCGACGAGGUCGUCGUCGGCUAGCGACAGCUGGGACGCGCGGCUCGCGACGUGCGAGAACGUGAGCACGAGCAGCCGGUUCAGGUCCGCCGUCUCGUUCGACGCACAAUGCAAUGUCGAAGCAACGGCAUCGAGGAAACCACGGCAGCCGGUGGCGUCGUACGCGUCCAUAAACAUGGGGAUGACCGAGAGCGCCAGGGAGGCUGCGUCGACGCCGACAUGCCGAAACAGCGUCGAGAACACGACGCUGACCUUGGACUGGAUCGGCAACGACUGGGUGUGCGUGAAGAUCAAGUGCAAAGUGGACCAAUUCAGUUGGAACACGUGCAACAUGGGGUGCGUCCCACGACUCGAAUGUGGCGGAAGCGGGGGCGGCAGCGAGGCUACGAGGGUUUGCAGGUGGCCCAGCACGAGCAUGAGGCUCUUGCGGGCAUGGUCGUUGCUCUGGGGGACCAGCGUUUCCAUUUCGUCAAACAUGACUCCGCACAAGUCGACGACGGCGGGGGUGGCCGUGUCGUAAUAGUUGUCUGGUGGCACGGCCGCCACGGCCGCAUAUGCCUCUAGCACGAGCCCGAGGCUCUUGUCGGUCAUUUUGGGGGCGACGUGGAGGUUGGCGCAGUACACAGCUUUCAUGGCUUGUAGCCAGUGCAGCUCGGAGGACGACGAUGCCAUGAGAUUAGCGCAUCGGGAGCUCAUCUUGACGAGGGCAACUGCGCCAAUGUGGUCUUCGGCCACGCGCAUAGGGCAUAUUGAGUCGUCCUCGGAGCAUUCAAAGCAUUUGGACAGAAUCACGUAGAUGGCGGGGAGGGCGGCAGGGUGUUGUGCUGUCCACGUGUGUAGGACGCUCAAGAAGACAGCGGUCGUGCGCAACAGCGACUUCAACACCACAUCCAGCGAAGACGAUGUACAAAGGCGGGCGAGGUUGUCUAGGAUACGGAACACAAACAUCUCGUCUGAAUCAGGGAUGAUCUUGGCCAUGGCACUGAGCGCGUGGAGGUACAUCUCCAGCUUGGACAGGCGAAUGGUAUUUCGCGCAAACUCUUCAAACAACAAUGUCGUGAGCUCUUGUACGAAAUGGUGCUGGUAGUGCAGCGCUGGCUGCGUGAGCGACCGAAACACUGUGCGCAUAUCCUUGCGGUACUGGUAAAAGUCGUCGCUCGCG
This is a messenger RNA of Aphanomyces astaci, 2807 nucleotides long. RefSeq lists its product as hypothetical. Bases 12 to 1034 code for a protein of 340 amino acids. Lineage: Eukaryota; Oomycota; Saprolegniomycetes; Saprolegniales; Verrucalvaceae. The transcript is spliced from 7 exons. The record is from RefSeq and is a predicted model, not a curated record.